Closterium sp. Naga37s-1 is the source of this 690-nucleotide messenger RNA. Lineage: Eukaryota; Viridiplantae; Streptophyta; Zygnematophyceae; Desmidiales; Closteriaceae. The record is from the annotation of a GenBank genome assembly.
AUGAGCAGCGGAGGAGCAGACAUAAUAGUACUCUAUCAAUGGACCAUCGGCGUUCCGUGCCGCACUGACGACGCCAACCCUCUCCCGCUCUCGGGUCUCCUGCCCUGGCACCAGCACGGGCCCUACUCCUUCCACCUCCCUCCCUCCUCCGCCUCCGCCGCUGCUCUAUCCUUCCCGCCGCAAGGCGUUGCUCUGCACCUCGUGCUGCUCGAGGGCACUGCGGCGGACAGCGGCGGCAUGUCGUCUGGCUUCAUUUCCGGUCCUGGAGCUGCGUCCGUGACUGGAGCUGCGUCCGUGACUGGAGCUGCCUCCGUGCCUAGAGCUGCGUCUGUGACUGGAACUGCCUCCGUGGCUGGAGCUGCGUCCGUACCUGGGGGUACAUCUGCGUUGGGUGUUUUUUCAUUGUCUGCCAAGGCGGCAGCGGUGGAAGGCGGGGCGCUAAUGUCAGCUGCAACGGCAGCGGGGAGCAUCGAUGUGGAUCUGAUCACGGUGGCUCCCAGAGGCACAGGUGCGCUCAGAGGCACAGGUGCGCUCAGAGGCACAGGUGCGCUCAGAGGCACAGGUGCGCUCAGAGGCACAGGUGCGCUCAGAGGCACAGGUGCGCUCAGAGGCACAGGUGCGCACAGAGGCACAGGUGCGCUGCUUGGUUGGAAUCACUUGUUCAAUGGACCAGCGGUCGCACUUGCAUGA